Messenger RNA from Mastomys coucha (southern multimammate mouse), 1262 nucleotides. RefSeq names its product small integral membrane protein 27 (gene Tzmp1). The record is from RefSeq and is a predicted model, not a curated record. The coding region runs from base 1032 to 1181 and encodes 49 amino acids. NCBI's taxonomy places the organism in Eukaryota, Metazoa, Chordata, Mammalia, Rodentia, Muridae. The transcript is spliced from 3 exons.
GCUAGCUCCCGCCGGCCCAGUAAGCUCGGCCGGUGGCGGCAGGAUCCGCGAAGGCGUACCCGGCGGCUUCUGCGCCUCCCCUCCUCGGCGGGCGCCAGAGGGGGCGCUUCACCCUCCUCGCGAGACAGCGGAGACCCCGGUGGCGGCGGCUGCGACCCCUGUGACGUAGAACGCUCAUCACCAAAGGCAGUUUGGGGGCGGAGAGAAGGCGAGACCAACCUCCCCAGCCCGCGCUGCAAAACACGGAUCGUCCACCCCCGCGCUCGGGGCGCAUGCGCCGACAGCGGGCGCACGCAGAAGGCGGGGCCUGCGGCACGGACACCAGACCCUGCCCUGCCCCCACCGCGUGGGGGCACAGCACCAAGUGGGCAAUCACAGCCAAGCGGGCCGAAAAGCUCCCGCAGGAUCAGCGGGGGCUCACCAACUUCAACAGGUUGUUAGAAUCCUCUACGGUAUCACAAGAACCGGACUGAGCUCCGAGAGCACCCAGGUCCUUCGACUAUUCAGCUGGGAUGAACACCAGGCAUCUCUUUGACCCCGCCAUAACUCCCUCGGACCUGCUUUCCUCUUUCCACUCUCGGAAAUCUACUCUAAAAAUGUUAUCUGACACAUCUGCGCCCAGAGCCGAGCAGCCCAGCCUCUGCUGGUCCAGGCUUCCACUCUGCACACCGCCAGCAUCCUCAGGGUGAACUGCUAGUUCGCCUGCCAAGCUGUCUCUCUCGGGACUUAAGUAUUUCAAACUUGCUGCAGUCCCAAGCAUUCCAUAAACGGCCCGUCAACACAAGUUGGCCGGCAGAUCCACCAUUUGGGUAACGUGUGCAACAAAAUUAAAAAUAUUUCCAGCGAUCAGCGAUAAUAUUCUAUUUGUUCUUGGCGGGCUAGGCCCGGGUCACGUGACGCUCUGCAACUCCGGGCGGAAGCCCGCGGGAGCGCGCAGAAUCCCGCUGAAAAAUGGCUGCUGCAUCGGGGUGUACCGCGCCCGCGAGCGGGCUGUAGGGCCCGCGCCACCCCGUCCCCGCUGCUCCCUUACCAUGAGGCCGGUGAGUCGCCGAAACCUGGACUGGACUUACUCCUUGUUGCUACUUGCAAUCGUCUUGCUCUCUUGGGGAUUCGUCAUCUAUGCAUCAACUGUAGCUGCACGACGACAGCUACAGAAGGAGUUUCCAGACAAGUUCUUCUGAAUGAAUUUUCGUAAUUCUAAGCAAAGUUAUUUUCCUCAUACGGCACCUAUGUAGACUCAAAAGUAAAAUUUACAAUACAAA